UCCGGCCCAACACGUUCCUUUGUGGAUGACAUUCUAAUAUUUUUAAAGAAUUAGAUUUUCUAAAUACAAUUAGAUCUAUUAGCUAACAUGCAAAUAACUAUCACUACGUUAUCAGACCAAUUAUUUACUAUAGAAGUAAGUGAAGAUCUAGAAUUAGAAAAUUUCAAAGCACUAUGUCAAGUUGAGACCGGUGUACCAGCCCAAGAAAUGUCGAUUGUAUGGAAUGGCCGACCUCUUCACGACGACAAAAUGACUCUUCAGCAGUACGGCAUUCAGAAUGGAGAAAUAGUUUUAAUUCAACAUUUACGAGGUCAACGACAAGCACAAGCUCCAGGUAUUCCCAACAUAGACUUUGGUAGCAUUCGUUUACCUGGCUCUACGCAAAAUUCAAACCAACUUAGAAGAGAGGAUGAUCCCAUUUAUAUAAAAGACAUGUUGCUCGCUAAUCCAAGUCAGUUGGCUUUGCUUAAAGAAAGAAAUCCUCCAUUGGCUGAAGCUUUGCUUAGUGGCGAUACAGCUAAAUUUACUAAAGUAUUUGAAGAACAAAGACAAAUUCGUGUGAAUGAGGAGGAAAAAAGACUUAGACUUUUGAGGGCAGAUCCAUUUGAUCCCAAUGCUCAACAGCAAAUUGAAGAAGCUAUCAGAAUUAAAAAUAUUGAGAGUAAUAUGGAGACCGCAAUGGAAUUUGCUCCCGAGAGUUUUGGUCAAGUUCACAUGUUAUACAUUGAUUGUAAAGUGAAUGGUUUUCCUGUCAAGGCAUUUGUUGAUUCGGGUGCUCAAAUGACAAUUAUGAGUCAGCAGUGUGCUGAGAGAUGUCAUAUCAUGAGGCUUGUGGAUAGAAGAUGGGAAGGUGUGGCUAAGGGUGUUGGCACUCAGAAAAUUCUUGGCAGAGUUCAUUUAUGUCAAAUUCAAAUUGGCAGUGUGUUUCUCCAAUCCUCAUUUUCUAUAUUAGAAAAUCAGCCCAUGGAUAUGCUGCUAGGACUUGAUAUGCUUAAAAGACACCAGUGUGUAAUUGAUCUCAGAAAAAACCAGCUUGAAAUAGGAACAACACAGACUGUAACACCUUUUCUGGGGGAGGCAGACUUACCUGAUCAUGCUCGCCUAAACCAGCCUGCCUCAGCUACUCAGGAAGAGGACCGGGACCUGGCGGAAGCACUUUCUCGAUCUGCCCAAGAAGCCAGUCCAUCAACAAGUAAACCUCCAGGCUCAGAAACUGCCCAGUCAUCAGCUCCUCAUCAGUUUUCUGAAGAAAUUGUUUCUCGGCUUAUGAAAAAUGGUUUUAGUAGAAAUGCUGUUUUGGAAGAAUUAAGGCGCUGUAAUGGCAAUGCAGACCAAGCGCUUGCUGUAUUAUUUUCUAAAUCGUUUAGUAUGCCUUGAUCAUUUGGUGCCAUCCAAUCAGCCAUUAUUUAUUUGCUGCAACUAUGUUGUAUACACUCACCUUUUAAUUGUACAUGAAGCUGAUUUUCUGUAAGAAAACAUUUGUGAUAGAUGUUAAUUUGCAAUGCUAAGUUCUUGUAUUAAUUGUAUGAAUUGAUGCUACCCUUUUUCAUGAACAAAUUGCUAAGAUCUCUCUUUAAUUUUAACAUGAGUUUUAAGAAUUUUUUAAUCUAUGUUGUAACUUUUUAGCUAUGUACACGGAUCUGCAUGUGUGUUGCUGUAGAGUUGAAUUAUCAUUGAGCUAACUGCAAAAAUAGGCAGGGGGAAUGGGACUUUUUUAUUUUCUUGCUUCUUUUUCAACAGAAGUAGCAGCACAUGGUAUUUUCUGGUAGCUAACUUAAAAGCUAACUGGAUCUCCAGUUGUAUGUAGGGAUGGACUAAAUGUGCAUUUGCUUAUUUUAUGAGUGCAACUUACUUAUUCAGUUUCUAGCUGUUAAAAAAAAAAAAUUUCUGUUGACCAUAUUGUUGAAAAGAAUGGUGAAUGAUUUAGAUGAGGUCAAUGCUGUCACAUAUCUGAGGGAAGUGCUUUAUAUGUGUGUGGUAUUAGUGGUAGUGAUGUUCUAGUUGAAUGAUUGGGAUGUGGUAGUGAUGUUCUAGUUGAAUGAUUGGGAUGUGGUAGUGAUGUUCUAGUUGAAUGAUUGGGAUGUGGUAGUGAUGUUCUAGUUGAAUGAUUGGGAUGUGACAGCUGUGUUAAUGUUGAUGGUUGAGAUGUGGUAGUGAUGUAAAGUUGAAUGGUUGAGAUGUGGUAGUGAUGUAAAGUUGAAUGGUUGAGAUGUGGUAGUGAUGUAAAGUUGAAUGGUUGAGAUGUGGUAGUGAUGUAAAGUUGAAUGGUAGAGAUGUGGUAGUGAUGUAAAGUUGAAUGGUUGAGAUGUGGUAGUGAUGUAAAGUUGAAUGGUUGAGAUGUGGUAGUGAUGUAAAGUUGAAUGGUAGAGAUGUGGUAGUGAUGUAAAGUUGAAUGGUAGAGAUGUAACGUUGAAUGGUAGAGAUGUGGUAGUGAUGUAAAGUUGAAUGGUUGAGAUGUGGUAGUGAUGUAAAGUUGAAUGGUUGAGAUGUGGUAGUGAUGUAAAGUUGAAUGGUUGAGAUGUGGUAGUGAUGUAAAGUUGAAUGGUUGAGAUGUGGUAGUGAUGUAAAGUUGAAUGGUAGAGAUGUGGUAGUGAUGUAAAGU
This is a messenger RNA of Physella acuta, 2602 nucleotides long. Its product is annotated as protein DDI1 homolog 2. Lineage: Eukaryota; Metazoa; Mollusca; Gastropoda; Physidae. The record is from RefSeq and is a predicted model, not a curated record. Gene Ontology annotation, biological process: proteolysis. Gene Ontology annotation, molecular function: protein binding; aspartic-type endopeptidase activity.